CCUUGACGUGUCCUGCCGCGGAUUGGCCGCCGGCCGAUAGGAUCUCCGCGGCCCCGCGUUAAGGCGGGGGAGCGCGCAGCGCCCAGGCAGAGCGCUUCCCGGUAAUCCCCCGUACACCCGCCCGGGCGCAGAGCGCUCCCCGGUAAUCCCCGGUACUCCCGCCCGGGCAGUGCCCGGCGCAAAGCGCUUCCCAGUGACCUUGCUCUGCCACCCCCAGUACUCCCACCCGGACACAGAGCACUUCCAAGUCCGCCGGGUACUCCCGUCCCAGGCAGCUCCCAGCCGAGCCGCCUCUCUGCCGUUUGGCCAUGGAGUACACGCCGCCCCCCGCCAAGCCGCAGCUCUCCUCCCGGGCCAAUGCUUUCUCCAUCGCCGCCUUGAUGUCGAGUGGCAGCUCCAAGGACAAGGAGUCCCCAGAGAGCACCAUCAAGCCCCUAGAACAAUUCGUUGAGAAAUCCUCUUGCGCCCAGCCUUUGAGUGAUUUAUCCAGCCUGGACCCUCACGGGGAAUUUAGCAGCAGCCCUUCGUCGCUGUGCACUGAGCCCCUCAUCCCCACCACCCCCAUCAUCCCCAGCGAGGAAAUGGCCAAAAUCUCCUGCAGCUUGGAGACCAAAGAGCUCUGGGACAAAUUUCACGAACUGGGUACCGAGAUGAUCAUCACCAAAUCGGGGAGGAGAAUGUUUCCUACGAUCAGGGUUUCCUUCUCGGGAGUGGACUCUGAAGCCAAGUACAUUGUGCUAAUGGAUAUCGUUCCUGUGGACAAUAAAAGAUACAGAUAUGCCUACCACAGGUCUUCCUGGUUAGUGGCUGGCAAAGCUGACCCUCCGCUCCCUGCAAGGUUGUAUGUGCACCCUGACUCCCCAUUCACAGGAGAGCAACUGCUGAAGCAGAUGGUGUCCUUUGAAAAAGUCAAACUCACCAACAACGAGCUGGAUCAGCAUGGCCAUAUCAUUUUGAACUCCAUGCACAAGUACCAGCCAAGAGUCCACAUCAUUAAGAAGAAGGAUCACACAGCUUCAUUGCUUAACCUGAAAUCAGAAGAGUUCAGGACCUUUAUCUUCCCAGAGACUGUUUUUACUGCUGUCACUGCCUACCAGAACCAGCUGAUAACCAAGUUGAAAAUUGACAGCAACCCUUUUGCUAAAGGAUUCCGGGACUCUUCCAGACUCACUGAUAUCGAGAGAGAAAGCGUGGAGAGCCUUAUCCAAAAGCAUUCCUAUGCCAGAUCCCCCAUUCGAACCUAUGGAGGAGAAGAUGAUCUUGGAGAUGACAGCCAGGGAACACAAAGCAGAGGGUCAGCCUUUACAACAUCUGAUAACUUGUCCCUCAGUUCCUGGGUGUCCUCCUCAACCAGUUUCCCUGGAUUUCAGCACCCCCAGUCUUUGAGCGCCCUGGGUACCAGCACCGCAUCCAUAGCCACACCCAUUCCUCACCCAAUCCAAGGAUCCCUGCCUCCCUACAGCCGCCUGGGAAUGCCUCUUACGCCCUCUGCUAUAGCCAGCUCCAUGCAAGGUAGUGGCCCCACUUUCCCUUCCUUCCACAUGCCCAGGUACCACCAUUAUUUCCAGCAGGGUCCUUAUGCAGCCAUCCAGGGACUGCGCCACUCCUCGGCAGUGAUGACGCCGUUCGUAUGAGCGACGGAAGGCCAGAGGAACACCAGGCUGGGAGCCUGCAUGCUUGGGAUGAAUAAGACAAAGGGACCUUCCUGGAAGGCCUGUGGCAGGAGUGCUGAACUCAUAACAAACCAGCUAAGAAAAUGCAUCAUGGAUAUUGGAUUCCUCUGCUGAGGAAUCACAAGAAGAGAGCAUCGCGGCUCAGAGCUGCUCACGGAAGAAAUGGCUCCCAAAGUUCCCCAGGGAGUUCUGGUCCAAA
Messenger RNA from Dryobates pubescens (Downy woodpecker), 1872 nucleotides. RefSeq names its product T-box transcription factor 20 (gene TBX20). The transcript is spliced from 8 exons. Gene Ontology annotation, cellular component: nucleus. Gene Ontology annotation, biological process: positive regulation of DNA-templated transcription; vasculogenesis; heart looping. Bases 309 to 1634 code for a protein of 441 amino acids. NCBI's taxonomy places the organism in Eukaryota, Metazoa, Chordata, Aves, Piciformes, Picidae. Gene Ontology annotation, molecular function: DNA-binding transcription factor activity, RNA polymerase II-specific; RNA polymerase II cis-regulatory region sequence-specific DNA binding. The record is from RefSeq and is a predicted model, not a curated record.